UCAAGGAUUUUAUGGAUUUAACUUUGUUCAAGAUGGGGUCAUAUUUUGUAGAAACAAGAAACAGUUUUUUUGAAAAGCACGACGCCAUGAACCUAAAAGAGGAACACGCAUGGGAUUCUGAUAGCGACGAGGAUUAUUAUGUUGAUUUGAUGACUUCCAGCAAGGAGCGCGAUGACAGUGAAACUGAUAUUUUGAAAAAGUUGGAAAAAUCCAAGCAUACUGCGAAGGCUUUGCGAAUAACAAGGCAUUCUGUAAGCGAUAAUAAAAACUAUAAGUCUGCGGAAAAGAACGACCUUAAUUCAGAAGAAGAAUCUGAUAAAUCGCGAUCGGAUGCUUUAUGGGCCGAUUUUCUUGGUGGCGUUGUAACUGAAAGUGUCAUCGACCAAAAAACUGAUUUCGCCGGAGGAAAAAAGAUCAACGCUUGCAAUAGUUCCAAAGAGAGUUGUAUUAAAUAUAACGGAACGGAAAUAAUACAAACUCCAAAACAUUACUGUCCCAAAAACAAGUGGACUACGCCUGCUUCAGUUUCAAGACUCGGAAAAAUUAAACGACCAUCCGCUGAAAACGGUAUUGGCUCUAUUAUGAAUAAACUCGAAAAGAAAAGAAACUUGUCAGUACUUGAAAGGUCACAAUUGGAUUGGAAAAUAUUUAAACAAGACGAAGGCAUAGACGAACUUCUGUGCUCUCAUAACAAAGGCAAGGACGGGUAUUUGGACCGCCAAGACUUUUUGCAGAGAACCGAUCUUAGGCAGUUUGAAAUUGAGAAGAACUUGCGCCAGUCUCGCAGACCAUACUAAAGGCCAAAACUACGUCGACUAGUAUUUAUAAACUGACGAUUGAACUUUUACAUUUUUCGC
This is a messenger RNA of Drosophila erecta, 857 nucleotides long. RefSeq names its product craniofacial development protein 1 (gene Yeti). Bases 12 to 797 code for a protein of 261 amino acids. Lineage: Eukaryota; Metazoa; Arthropoda; Insecta; Diptera; Drosophilidae. The record is from RefSeq and is a predicted model, not a curated record. The transcript has 2 exons.